This is a messenger RNA of Gigantopelta aegis, 1310 nucleotides long. RefSeq lists its product as uncharacterized. The coding region runs from base 279 to 1214 and encodes 311 amino acids. Gene Ontology annotation, molecular function: DNA binding. The transcript is spliced from 5 exons. The record is from RefSeq and is a predicted model, not a curated record. Gene Ontology annotation, biological process: DNA recombination; DNA integration. NCBI's taxonomy places the organism in Eukaryota, Metazoa, Mollusca, Gastropoda, Neomphalida, Peltospiridae.
ACCUACAAGACUCCCUCUCUAGCUCUGAAACUGGGUCACAGCUUGAACAAGUGUGCAAAGAUUUGUGAAUGUGAAGCUAUAGAGUCUGGUGAUACUCGAAAACAAAAAGAGUCAAAGUCUUUCCAGAAACUGAUGAUUAUAAACUGGGCAGAGAAAAUGUCAACUCAUGCACUCAGAACUUUAUAUGAUUUAAAAAGAAACAAAGUUAAAAUCCUGCCCCUGUUCACCUUCUGUCAAAUUAUCUAAAGGAGGAGGGAAGGCAAGCUGCUACUGCCUUGAUGGCAUGUGCAUCACAGUCAGCAUGGAGUACCCUUAGAGAUGUAGUUUUGACUCGUGUCAUUCUGUUUAACCGACGUCGACAAGGUGAAGUUUCUCACAUGACAAUUGAAGUUUAUGCGAAAAUACAAACAGCUGGUCAAGAUGGAUUUGUAAUGGAUCACUUGUCUGAUUUGGAGAAGGAGCUCAGUCAGCAUUUCUGCUGUGUAGAAGUUCGAGGAAAGCGUGGGAUGACUGUGCCUGUGCUCAUGAACAAGGAGACCAAAGAAUGGCCAGACAUAUUGAUGUCUUGCAGGCAUGAUGCUGGAAUUAAAGAUGAUAAUGCAUAUGUCUUUGCUCGUACACACUAUGGAUCUCAUGAGUACGUCAGAUGUUCAGAUUGUCUGAGAGCUAUGAGCGAGAACUGUGGUGCAAAGGAACCACAUCUACUUAGAUCAACACAACUCAGAAAGCAGAUUGCUACAAUGAGCCAAAUACUGAAUUUGAAGGACCAUGAGCUUGAUUACUUAGCACGGUACCUGGGGCAUGACAUCAGGGUACAUCGAGAAUAUUAUCGUCUUCCUGAUCAGACACUUCAAGUAGCCAAGAUCUCUAAACUUUUGCUAGCCACGGAACAAGGAGGUGUUGGUUUGAAGGCAGGACAACAGUUGGAUGACAUCGUUAUAGAUCCUGAAGAAGAACUAGUUGUGGAUUCUGAAGAUUUCAACAAUGAGGAUACUGACACACAGCAAGAACCUCUCGGAGUUCGAGUUCCAGAGUUGAAUUCUGAAAAUAUUGAUGUCAACAGUGUUGAAGCACAACUAGAACCUUUGGUUCCAGUCAUCAUAAAGAUUGUAGAGCAGACACCCAAUGACAUGUCACCAAAAUCCGUGCCUAGACACAAACGAGUAGCUUGGUCUUCUGCUGAAACAAGCUGUGCUGACACAGUUCGCUACUAAUAUAGCGAUGAAGGCGUUACCAGGAAAGAGACAAAUUGAAGAAGUAUUGUUUUCAGAACCAGUUUUAGCACAUCAUUCUUGGAAAAAUGUAAAGGA